This is a messenger RNA of Thelazia callipaeda (thelaziosis nematode), 531 nucleotides long. NCBI's taxonomy places the organism in Eukaryota, Metazoa, Nematoda, Chromadorea, Rhabditida, Thelaziidae. The record is from the annotation of a GenBank genome assembly.
AUGAGUGCUGUUAAGUUGAAUGCAGUGCAAUUAGAUAUAGUAUAUGUGCUUUUAAGUUGGAUUGGUAGUAAAAAGUAUUUUGUUUGCUCGUGUUCCAUACCAUACUAUGGCCGGCAGUGUGAAUAUGAAUAUAUCAUUCCGGAUUUUAUGGAUCUAUUUGCAGCUAAACUAAACUAUAGAUGUGAGAUGAGUUUUUCAAAUUUACAUUACUGUAAAUUCAAAACAUUAUUUGUGUUUAUUUCAGUGAGUCUUGAAGAUGAAUGCAGUUAUGAAGACUGUAAUAAUCGUGGAACUUGCUUGGGUACUCGAGAUGCUGUAUUUUGUGCUUGUAAUUUCGGUUAUAGUGGAUCACGUUGUGAAAUAGAUCUCCCUUGCGAAUCUUUGAUCCACUGUUCGGGGCAUGGAAUUUGCUUUGGACAACAAGAUCGCUUUUUUUGUUUAUGUCAUCCCGGUUUCUUUGGUAUUCAUUGCCAACAUACCAUGUUCAGUAUUAAGGACACGAAAGGACUUGUUCACACAAAAGUUAAUUGA